CCAGCAGCCGAAACUCAAACAGUUGAUUUUUGCAAUUCGGUGAAACAAGAUAGUUGGCUGGAGGAGUAAGGUACAAUACACGAAAUGAAAUUCUUGAUAAUAGUAUUUGUUGCGCUCUUCGCCUUUGCAUCGGCCCAGUUUCCGUUCGGCCAAAUUGUUAGGGAUAUUGAACGAUUCGAAGGCGGUUUCCAACAGCAGCAGCAGCAGCAGCAAAGCGGCUUUGGCGGUGGUCAACAGCAGCAGCAGCAGGAGGAGGGUGUCAUACUCAGAGGUCCUUUUGGCGGCGGAGUGGAGUUCUUCCAGGGGCAACAACAGCAGCAGCAAGGCGGUGGAGGUCAGCAGCAACAGCAGCAGCAGGAGAACUUAUUUAACUUCUUCGGCUAAUGCUCCUUUAUGCUCCUUAAGAAGGACAUCUAGACAUAGACUGACCACCAUCUAGAGAGCUCAGAAGCCAUCACUUAAAGCCAUGCUCAUAGAGAUAAACACAACAUGAAAAAAUACUUUUAAAAAUACACGAUUCUAAACAAACAAAGAAAUAAUUAUCAUUUUCUGUACAGAUACUUUAGACAUUUAAUUUUAAUGCUUUAUUUUAGUUUAAUAAAGCAAUAACGUUUUGCCAAAGAAAAUUACGUGAAAUCAAAUAAAGGCAAUUUGUUUACGAGGUCAAAGAGCA
Molecule: messenger RNA, 673 nt
Organism: Drosophila yakuba
Lineage: Eukaryota; Metazoa; Arthropoda; Insecta; Diptera; Drosophilidae
Product: cyclin-dependent kinase 8
Exons: 2
Coding region: 85-384 (99 amino acids)
Source: RefSeq, a predicted model, not a curated record